AUGUUCGCCGGCAGCGAUCGAGGUCUAGACGGCCGACCUUUGGCAGAUGCAUACUCAGCCGGACGACCUCCUGCAGGCUUCGGAGCCUCACCUGGGAGCUCUCUUUCUGGAACUGGCUCUUCCUACUCCUCGAGAGGCAGCAGCAGCAGAGGUCCGCCUUGGCAGCGUGUAGUGGACCGCUUCCAAUGCCUACGGGAUGACCCGGAUUGCCGCAAUGGAGUGAUCCUGCAUGCAGGCCUAAUGCUGCUGAUCAUCAUCCUAGCCUGCUCUCGUAAGAUUCUCGUGGCUUCACCUCCUGCAGCAAAGGAUGCCAAGACUAGUAGUGGAAGCAGUAGCAGCAGCAAGAGCAGUAGAAAGGUCAGCAAAGCCAAAGUGCAUAGCUUGAUCGUCUACCCGAUCAAGAGCUGUGCGGGCGUCGAAUUGCAGGAGGCACAUAUUGGCAGGAAAGGACUGGAGCUUGAUCGCAGGUGGAUGAUAGUACGGAGAGGGAAGGUCGCCGCUGGUGAGCAAGGCAAGUGGGACAAGAUGAGCUUGAGAGAGGAGCCGAAGCUCACUCUCAUCCAGCCAGGCAUCGAGUCAGAUCAUCUGUCUCUCUCCAUCUCAUCACUUGCCCGCUCGGACCUGCAGCCUAUCAAGAUCCCACUAGACGUAAACCAGUCAUGGGCCACUCUCCCCGCCAUCGAGAUGUGGGGCGACACAGCUGGCGGCCGCAUCGUACAGUGUCUCGACCCUUCAGCCUCUCUGUCUCCAAGCUCCUGGCUCUCGUCUUUCCUCGGCUACCCGGUUCAUCUCAUACAAUUUGAUCCGCAAGGUCCCAAGCGGGACGCCUUUCCCUUCUACAGGCGGCCAGACCUGGUAGACGAGACAGGCUCGGAGAUGGACGAGCUGAGGAAGCCGAGGGGGAUCGAAUUUCAGGACGAGUAUCCGCUCCUGAUCGCAAGCAUCGAGUCGCUGCAGGCUCUUCAAGAGCAGAUCAGAGACGCCGUCCUUGCUUCGGAUGAGACGACGGAUGGAAGGGGCGGUCCACGGGUGGGUGGUAAGCUCUUCAAAGCGGAGAAUUGGAAGGAGAAGGUGACCUCUGCUGAUGAGAAGACGGCUGCUCCAUGGCUGAGCAUGCUGCGCUUCAGACCAAACAUCGUCAUCACUGGCGGCAGUGCAUCGGGCACCAGCUCAAUCGAGCCCUGGGAGGAGGACAAGUGGACCAUGCUAGAGAUCGACACAUUCGCUACUACGUCCAGCUCUGCCAACGACAGCAAGCCUCCAACACAAUCUUCCUCGAGCGCUGUACCGCUCCAGCUACACCUCUCAGCACACUGCGAGCGCUGUCUCCUCACCGCCGUCGACCCCAUCACAGCGGAACGAGACGUAAGUAUUCCCCUGGCCUUCCUGCGUCGCAGUCGCAAUGAGGUCAAAGUCCACCCGCUUGGGCCUGAUGGGUUACCUCUAGGCAAAGCGAGCAUCGUGGCAGGCAAGGAAGGGAAGAAGGGACCUUGCUUUGGAGUCUAUGGUGUGCCUGCUGCUCCUGAGGAGAAAGCGGGAGCAGCCAAGGGACAGGGGCUGGUGAGGGUUGGAGACGAAGUGAGAUGUUACUGGAGAUCGAAUGAUGGGAUGGGGGACUGA
Messenger RNA from Microstroma glucosiphilum, 1620 nucleotides. RefSeq lists its product as hypothetical. The record is from RefSeq and is a predicted model, not a curated record. Bases 1 to 1620 code for a protein of 539 amino acids. Gene Ontology annotation, molecular function: catalytic activity; pyridoxal phosphate binding; molybdenum ion binding. The transcript has 2 exons. Lineage: Eukaryota; Fungi; Basidiomycota; Exobasidiomycetes; Microstromatales; Microstromataceae.